AGGCGCCGAAAGUGGAGGUGUACUCCCGCAAACACGUCACCUACGGGGAGGAGAACACCCUCAACUGCUUCGUGAGUGGCUUCCAUCCUCCGAAGAUCGACAUCACCCUCCUCAAGAACGGGGAGCCCAUGAGCGACGUCAAGUAUGCGGACAUGUCCUUCAACGACAAGUGGUUCUUCCAGCGCCUGGUGUACGCGCCGUUCACCCCCAGGAGGGGCGACGUCUACGUUUGCAGGGUGGCCCAUUCCAGCUUCAGGGAGCCGCAGUCGUUCCGAUGGGAUGCAGACUUCUAG
Molecule: messenger RNA, 293 nt
Organism: Phaethon lepturus (White-tailed tropicbird)
Lineage: Eukaryota; Metazoa; Chordata; Aves; Phaethontiformes; Phaethontidae
Product: beta-2-microglobulin-like
Exons: 2
Biological process (GO): immunoglobulin production involved in immunoglobulin-mediated immune response; peptide antigen assembly with MHC class II protein complex; antigen processing and presentation of exogenous peptide antigen via MHC class II
Cellular component (GO): MHC class II protein complex
Molecular function (GO): MHC class II protein complex binding
Source: RefSeq, a predicted model, not a curated record